This is a messenger RNA of Hypomesus transpacificus, 1317 nucleotides long. RefSeq names its product dynein axonemal assembly factor 4 (gene dnaaf4). Gene Ontology annotation, molecular function: nuclear estrogen receptor binding. Gene Ontology annotation, biological process: outer dynein arm assembly; heart development; inner dynein arm assembly. The transcript is spliced from 9 exons. The record is from RefSeq and is a predicted model, not a curated record. NCBI's taxonomy places the organism in Eukaryota, Metazoa, Chordata, Actinopteri, Osmeriformes, Osmeridae. The coding region runs from base 46 to 1260 and encodes 404 amino acids.
GUAAUCAGAGCUAGAUUGCUACCAAGCUAAUGUUUACUUAUUAAAAUGCCUUUAGUCGUCACAGACCACACAUGGACACAGACAGAAUCGAUGGUGUACAUAAAUGUACCACUAAAAGGAGUGAAGGCUGGGAAAGUAGACAUAUUUUCCACUGACGAAUACCUAAAGGUGCAUUUUCCCCCGUUUCUGUUCGAAGCCUUCCUCUGUGAGCCUAUAAAUGACGACAAAAGCUCAGCCAAAAUUGGAAAUGGAGUUGCAGUUUUCACUUUGCAGAAGAAAACUGACAGAUUGUGGGAGAACCUCACCAGGGACAAUUAUGACAAACAUAAAUUGAGGGCGAUCAGGGAAAAGGCACAGUUGAAAGUUCAAGAAAAACUGGCUUCUGAUUCUAAAGCGAAGGCUAUAAAAACACAAGAGGAAAGAAAGUAUGCUUUGGAGACCAUGAUGAGGCUUGAGGAAGAGGAAAGGGCUGGGAUCCAGAAAAUGAAAGAUGAUGAACGUGAGAAGGCCACAGCAGAGCUAGAAGCAUGGAAACAGAAACACAAGCAAAAAGCUGUGGAGGAAACCAGUUUUAAACUUUUAAAAGCAAACGAAACAGAAAUUAACAGACGGACCACUGCAGGAAAGGUACAGGUCAAGAAAGAUCGGAAAGACACUUAUCAAACAAACAAGAAAUUUGAAAUGGAUCUACCUGCCCCAAGAACCACAGGCAACAUCAAAAUCACCUUCACCCCUCGAGUAUUCCCUACCGCUCUGAGGGAAUCAAGAGUUCCAGAAGAGGAACAGUGGCUACAGAAGCAGGCUGAGGCCAGGCGGGCGCUCAGCGGCGACCUGGCAGAUCUGAGGGAUCUGACGGACGAGGAGAAGAACCCUGACUGGCUUAAGGAGAAAGGAGACAAAUUAUUUGCUACUGGAAACUACCAGGCUGCAGUCAAUGCCUACAACCUCGCCAUCCAGCUAAACCCCAGGAUCCCUGCCUUGUUCUCCAAUCGAGCUGCUUGCCACCUGAAGCUAAGAAACCUGCACAAAGCAAUUGAGGACUCAUCUCGGGCUCUUGAUCUGCUGACGCCCCCAGUGGAGGACAACGCAGCCGCCAGGCUGAAGGCCCACGUCAGACGGGGUACAGCCUUCUGUGAACUGCAGCUGUAUACAGAAGGUCUUCUGGAUUACCAGGCUGCUUUGAAGAUCCACCCUAACAAUGAAGCUCUUUUAGCAGAUACACAUAAGAUCAGACAGGUUAUUCAAGGUACUGCCCUCUAAACUGAGUAGAGAAACCCACACAUCUGCAUUUGUGUAUAACCACAGACAUGUGUGUGU